ACAUUAGAUUAUUAUAUUCUGAAUCAAGAUCUUUGUUCUCAUUACGAUCACUUAUUGAAGAAAAAUUAUGCGUAAAAAAUGAUUGGUUCAUUGUAUUGAGCUCAUACGGGGAAACCCUACAACUACCAUCAAGGUUAUAUUUUGACGUAUUAAAGAUAAAUGUUGGUGAGUAUGCAAGUAGUUCGAGAACCGUGCUGUGCCGUCGUAGAUCUUUUCUAUUUUACUUUUACAUAUUAUUUAUAUAGUGUUUAAUAUUCAUUAUUUGUACAUUCUAUCAUAAUAAAAAUAGUGAACGUUUAUUAAGUUUUGUGAAACAGUUUAUAACAACGCACAAUGCCUGAAGUUUAUGAAAAUUACUCGGUUUUAAACAAUGUUUGUGAAAACGAGAAUUUCUUGCCUUUUGACUAUGACAUACCGGCAAUGAAUACUCAAAGUAGUUGUAGUCCAUUUAGUGAUUCGCACAGGACUUCUUUGAUGUCGCCGCUCACUGAUAGUGAAUUUAUGUCAUUAAAGAAUGCAACAGUAAUUGGAGAACCACAUAUAACAAUUUUGGUACAACCAGUAGAAAAAUUUAGAUUCCGGUACAAGUCAGAAAUGAUGGGGACACAUGGAACUUUAGUUGGAUCAAACAGUAGCGGCAGCCGGACAAAAAGUCCACCAACAGUACAAUUGCACAAUUUUUUGGAGCCUGCAAUAAUUAGAUGUACAUUAGUUACAUCUGAUGAAGGUCGAAGAAUACCUCAUGCACACAGAUUAGUAUAUAGAGAUGGUGGAGUUGAUUAUGAUGAACCAUAUCAUAUUAAAGUGUCUCCUGAAACUGGUUAUACUGUAGCAUUUCACGGAAUGGGAAUUAUACAUACUGCAAAAAAGCAUGUUAGAGAUGAACUUAUUCGCAAGAUGAAACUGGAAGCUUUAGAAAGAAAUAAAGGCAUUCUUAGUACUCGAGAAGAAGCUCAGAUUAAAGCUGAUGCUGAAUUCUACCAAAAAUGUAUGAAUUUAAAUAGUGUUGCAUUAUGUUUUCAAGCAUUUAUUGUUGAUAAAGAUAAUACUAUGUGUCCAAUAACAGCACCUGUUUAUUCACACUCUAUUAAUAAUCUCAAAAGUGCAUUAACUGGAGAACUUAAAAUAUGCAGGAUUGAUAAAUAUACCAGUUCAGUUGAAGGAAAUGAAGAAAUAUUUAUACUUGUAGAGAAAGUGGGAAAAAAAAAUAUUAAAAUAAAAUUUUUUGAAUUAAAUGAAAAUGGUCAUGAAAUUUGGAGUGCUUAUGGACGCUUUACGGAAUUAGAUGUUCAUCAUCAAUAUGCUAUUGUAUUUAAAACUCCACCAUAUAAAGAUCAAAAUAUUACUUCGCCAAAAGAAGUUUUUAUACAGUUAGAACGACCGUCUGAUGCAGAUUAUUCUGAACCAAAAAAAUUUACGUAUAAACCAAGUGACAAAAUUAUAGGUAAAAAACGGCAACGUAUGUCUCACUCUGGAAGUUCAGAAUUGUCACACAUAGUUCCAACUUAUAAUGCUCCUGUCGACAAUAUAUCAGGAAUUUUAAGUGGCGAUAGUCAAGAUAUUUCUAGGGAAAUAAAAAGAUUACUUUCUGAAGGUUGUUCUUCACCAAUGCAAAAAAGUUUCAUUGAUUGUAUGGACAUUAAUCAAUAUCUAUUACAUAUUGAAAACAACGAUGGAAAUAUGUUGACUUCUGAUGGUCCAUUAACUCAACAGUAUUAUGAUGAUACAAUGUUUGCUAAAAAUAUACUUACUGAAGCUAUAAAAUGUAUGAAAAUGGAUUCAACAAAUAUGAAAGAACAUAUUCCAAAGCUGCUCAAGGAUCGUUCUACCUAUGGAGAUUCUCCAUUACAUGCUGCCCUUCGGUAUGGUCAACGUGAUAUCGUCAAAUAUAUUCUAAUGCUUAUAAGUACUGACAAAGACUGUAAAUCACUUGUAAAUGGGCAGAAUAGUUCUGGAAAAACACCAUUACAUUAUGCUGUCUUACAAAAUCUACCAGAAGUUACAGAAGCAUUACUUAUGCUUGGAGCUGAUCCAAAUCGAAUAGAUGAACAUGGAUUUUCACCAUUACAUGCUGCUGUAAGAAUUCCCGAAGGUGGUGCUUGCGUCGAUGCUUUAUUGUCAGAGAAAGCAAUUAACAUUGAAUUGUACAAUGAUGCUGGAUGGACAGCAUUGCAUCUUGCUGCAGAAGCAGGUUCAUAUAAUGCAGUAUGUUCCCUCGUUAAAGCAGGUGCAAAUGUAAACAGUACGGAUAUGUCUUAUGGUAGAACAGCAUUACAUAUAGCUGUAGAAGGUGGACAUAAAAACAUUGUUAAAUUUUUACUUACAAAGACAAAUAUAUCUGUAAAUAAAAGAAAUUUCAGUGGCAAUACCGCUUUACAUACUGCAGUUGUACAUUCUGGAGUAAGAGCAAAAGAAUUAUGUGCACUACUAUUACAAUAUGGUGCAGAUCCCCAUAUUCAGAAUCACAAUCGAGAAAUGAAUAAUGAAGAAAAAAGGAAAGGAGGUAAUGUCACUAUAAAAGAGGAAAUUGAUUCAGGAGAUGAAAAUACAGAAGGAACUGCUGGACAAUCAUCAUUUGAUUUAGCCAUGAAUAAACCAGAUAUCUUACAGCUCUUUAGUGGGAAAACUGAAGAAAAUACAAAUGAAAUGUGUUCAGUUACUACAAAACUAGAAAUCGAAGAUAAAAAUUUAUCUACGAGUUGGUUAAAUGAUGAACACAAAAAAAAGUUAUCUGAUAUUUUGGAUAAAACAGAAGGCUGGAAGAAACUCAUAAAAGAGUUAAAUUUUGAAUAUAUUUUUAAAACUCUACAUCAAAGUUCAUCAAGUCCGUCUUUGCUUUUAUUAAAUUAUAUUGAUGUUCAGGCAUCUUUAUCUCUUCUAGAUAUGGAGAAUUUGUUAAGAGGUAAUGGAGAGGAAGAAGCUGCAAAUUAUGUACAUGAAAUUUCAUCUGCUUAUACGUAAAAUACAUUUCUCUUUUUAAAUGUAUUUGUAUGUUGUAUAUAUAUCAUUAAAUAAAUAAGUAUACAUUAUA
Molecule: messenger RNA, 3031 nt
Organism: Megachile rotundata (alfalfa leafcutting bee)
Lineage: Eukaryota; Metazoa; Arthropoda; Insecta; Hymenoptera; Megachilidae
Gene: Rel
Product: nuclear factor NF-kappa-B family member relish
Biological process (GO): regulation of DNA-templated transcription
Cellular component (GO): cytoplasm
Molecular function (GO): protein binding; RNA polymerase II cis-regulatory region sequence-specific DNA binding; DNA-binding transcription factor activity, RNA polymerase II-specific
Source: RefSeq, a predicted model, not a curated record